UUAUAUUUACGUGACCUUCUUGAGUCAUAUCUCCACAUACCGUAUCCCUAACAACGUCCAUAAGAAAGCAAAAACCCGAACAACAAUCUGUGAUAAUUACUUCAUUCAGAAUUGGGAGUGCUAUUCACUAAGCUAUAUAAUUUGUGUGUGCGUAUUUGACUAUUCCUUAUAUUUUUUGGCAAAGUAAGUAGAGAAAUAAAUUCAAAAUGGUUGCCGGCUGUGGACCCAAAAUCGCCAAGCUUUUCUUAUUCAUCUUCAACUUUAGCAUAUGGGCCACCGGUAUCGCCCUUAUAACCGUCGGGUCCUACGUGACUGCCAAACAGGCCGACUACCAGGAGCUAUUUGCGGAGGACACCUUGGUGAUUGUUUGUGCUUUGACAAUAGCCAUAGGAUGUUUCACUUUCAUUGUGGGAUUCUGCGGGUGCUGUGGUGCAAUGAAAGAAGGCGUUUGCCUCUUGAAAACGUACUGGUUCUUGAUGCUGCUAAUUAUUUGCGGUGAGAUUACUGCAGGUGUAUUGGCAUUCGUUUACAAUGAACAGAUUGAAGAAAGCAUGUUGAAAGGAAUGACCACAACGAUUAACGAAACUUAUCCAAUUACAGAUGCCUCUAGGGAAGCAGUAGACGGUGUCCAAGAAGCGUCCAAGUGCUGUGGUGCGAGUGGAUACGUUGAUUACGUAGGCUGCAAGAACUGUCCUCUGAACGAAGCGGUACCCGUGUCGUGCUGCGUAACAGACGCAGACAUAACGCAAUGUCAGUUGGGUACAAAAGGUGUGCCCCUUAAUCCAGAACUUGUGAAUGACGUGGGUUGCGUUGAAGCAUCAAUUGAAAUAGUCCAGGACAACUUUAUUCUCAUUGGCGCAGUUUGUAUCGCUCUUUUGGUCUUCGAGAUUUUGACAAUGGUCUUCACCUGUUGCGUAAUCGAUGGCAUACAGAAGGGGGAAUUUAAAUGAGUCGAUAAUCUGGAGCAAGCAAAUUCGGAUUUCCAUGAAAAUUUAAAUGAUUGAUUAAUCAUUAAUGUAAACUUACUAAUUGAAGUCAUUCGUGCCUGUUAAUUUAUUCGUUUUAAGUGCGUAAAUCACGAUUAUACUAAGUAUGUACGUCGUAUGACGUCUUUGCAUAAUAAUGUUAAACACAAACAAAGAGGGGGGCGGGUUAAGGAUGUACAAUAAGUGAGCAUGUGGACAUAAUGCUUAUAUGUUUUUGGAAGAUGUUCUUUUCUUUUAAUAAACGCAAGCCGCUUCAACGUUAUCGUGGAAACCUAUGCAAUAUAUUAAUGAUAUCCGUUAUUGACACACAAGAAUGGAAAUUAAUUACGAUAAGAAAUACAGCAAUAAAUGAAUGAAACCAUACAUAACUUCAUGCGUAGACAGUAUGUCUAGGAUAGAUUUAUAACUGAAAUCUAGAGGGUGUGAUUUCCUGAUACGAACUUAUACUCAGAUAGUUAUUGCCGACGACAGUUGAAUUGCGU
This is a messenger RNA of Lytechinus variegatus (green sea urchin), 1468 nucleotides long. Its product is annotated as CD63 antigen-like. The transcript is spliced from 8 exons. NCBI's taxonomy places the organism in Eukaryota, Metazoa, Echinodermata, Echinoidea, Temnopleuroida, Toxopneustidae. Gene Ontology annotation, cellular component: membrane. The record is from RefSeq and is a predicted model, not a curated record. The coding region runs from base 207 to 950 and encodes 247 amino acids.